AUGUUCUUUCACAGCAGAACGCGCGCAUUGGUCGACUUGCCAGCAGCCAGCAGCUCCGGCUGUCAGGUUGAACAGGUGAAGCCAGCCGCCGCACCAACAGCAACAACCCUGCACCCAAAACCGAAUCGGAGAGAGCGUUGUAAGCUAAUUCUCCAAGUCCUCAUCUGGCUCUCUCUUUGGUUCGGCUGCCUCAGUGCCCUGAUCCUCUUCCUACUGGGCCUCUUUUCACCCUGUCGUGAAUGUCUCACAGUGGGUGUUAUACUCGGAAUCGUCUGUGUCGGGGUCUUCCUGCACAACUGCCUGCGUCGCGGCUCCAUUCCUAACCCUUUGCCGCGCUACUAUUCCAGCAAAUUCUCCCUGGCCGAUGAUCACGCUGCUGUAUUCUACCUGCCCAAGACAACCGAUGCGGGACUUAAGAGGAGC
This is a messenger RNA of Dibothriocephalus latus, 423 nucleotides long. NCBI's taxonomy places the organism in Eukaryota, Metazoa, Platyhelminthes, Cestoda, Diphyllobothriidea, Diphyllobothriidae. The record is from the annotation of a GenBank genome assembly.